AUGUUUAAUUUUAGAAAAUCAGCUCAUAGCAUAUUUUUAGUAUUAAUAAUUUUAUCUUCAAUAAAUGCAGGAUUAUUAAGAUAUAAAAAACAAUGCAAUUGUAAUAAUUAUCAACAAUCUACUCCAUUUUGUCAAUGUUCUCAAGGAUAUCAGGCUCAAUUUAAUGCUGCUGUUAUGAUAUCAUGUGGAUGUUCAUCAACAGAAACUCCAAUAACUUCAACUGAAAUAACAUUUACACCAACUACACCUUAUUCAACAACUUCAACAACUGUUAUUCCUACAAUUAUUCCUAUUGUAGAAACAACAACAACAACAACAACAACUACUACUACUACCACUACUCAGGCUCCAUUAUAUAAUGAUUGUGGUUGUAAUACUAAUAGUAAUACAAUGCCAAUAACAAUUAUAAGUUGUAUGAAUACAUGCCAAAAUGUAUGUAAUGAAAAUUGUGUUUCAUCAGUUAAUGUUUCAAAUAAAGGUGCAUGUUCACCAUCAUGUUUAAAUUCUUGUCAAUCAUCAUGUUUAAAUUAUGUUAAUCCAGGAAAUGAGACAUCAACACAAGUACCAGAAAAUUCUAACAAUAAUUAUCUAUCAAAAUCAGAUUCAUUGAUCAUAACAAUUCAACAUUUUGCAUGUGAUGCUGGGUGUUCAAAUAAAUGUAAAGACAUUGCUUGUGAAACAGCUUGCCACAAUGAAUGUACAUGUCAAGAUAGUUGUCAGAAUCAAUGUAUUACUUUAUAUAAUCAAACAAUAAAUACUUGUACUCCAGCAUGUAAAAGUGCUUGUAAUUUAAAUAAUGAACCAAUUUCCAAUACUAAUAUAGAAGUUAUUACAACUCCUUCUACAACUACAGCAACAACAACAACAACUACUACAGAAAUACCAUUAACAACUACAACAACAAAACAACCAACUCAAAAUUUUGAGCAAAUUAUUCAAAAGACAAAUGAGUGCCUCCCUGUAUGUACUGAUAGUUGUCAAAAUGUUUGUGUAGCUCAAGUUCACGAUUAUAAUAUUUGUGAUUAUGCAUGUAAAAGUAAUUGUGGAAAUUAUUGUGCUUCAACAGUAGAAAAAACUGUUACUAAUGAACAAAUUCAAACUAAUAAUGAUUGUCAAGUAACAUGUUUAUCAAAAGGAAAAAGUGAGAAUGAAUGUUACGAUUAUUGUUUAAAAGAAGCUAAUUGUUAUGAAAUAUGCAACAAAAAUUGUCUUGUAAAUAAUAUUGUAGAUGGUAAUUGUUUAGAAACAUGUAAAGCAUCAUGCAAUAUUUCUUCUCAAUAUACAACACAACCUACAUUAACAAAUGAACAAAUAUAUCAAAAUAAUAAUAAUGAUAUAUCAUCAGUUUCAAAUAUUGAAACAGUACCUUCUUCAACACUAAAUUGUGAAUCAAAUAUACAAACAGCAUCUUGUUUCUGUCAAAAAGCAUGUGAAGCUUUCUGUACUGUUACUGGAUCAGAUUGUAAAAAUAUUUGUAGAGAAAGUUGUAAUGAACAAUUAUCAUAUCAAAUAAGUAUAUCUCUUCAACAAACAAAUCCUUGUCAAACUUUAUGCCAAAAUAAUUGUAUGUAUCAAAGUAUACCUAUAAAUGUUUGCUUAUCAUCAUGUAACGCUGGAUGUUCAGUAGCAACUACAACUACUAUACCAUUCACAACAACUACAACUAUUCCUACAACAACUACAACAACAGAAAUACCUACAACAACUACCACAACUACUGUAAAACCUACAACAACAGAAGUUAUUACAACUACUACAACUACGAUGCAACCAGCAUUAGAUAAUACAUGUGUUCCACAAUGUCAAUCAACAUGCUUACAAAUAUGCUUCCAACAACCAAAAUCUUCUGCAGCAGAAUUUCUUGAAUGUCGUCCACAAUGUCAACAAACUUGUAAUAAUACAUGUACAUUACCUGUUAUAACUGCUUGUCAAUAUACAACUAAUGAAGGUUCAUGUCAAUGUCCAUCUGAUUACACUUCUUGUGCUUCAGAUAAAUUAUGUUGCAGAAAACAUUAA
This is a messenger RNA of Strongyloides ratti, 2016 nucleotides long. RefSeq lists its product as hypothetical. The coding region runs from base 1 to 2016 and encodes 671 amino acids. Lineage: Eukaryota; Metazoa; Nematoda; Chromadorea; Rhabditida; Strongyloididae. The transcript is spliced from 2 exons. The record is from RefSeq and is a predicted model, not a curated record.